AUGACACCGUCGACGUCGAGACAGAGCGCCGCGAGCGCCUUGGCGGAAGCGCGAGCGCGGGCGAAGAUCGUUCUCGAACACAUCGAAAAAGCGGACGCCGACGCCGACGACGUCGAUGUGGACGCCUCAGAGCGCGGUGUCGACGACGAGGACGACGCGAGGGUGAGCGGUCAAACGUCGACGAAGCGCAGACGAGCGGACGGGGCGAGUGGACGGGCGAUCGAGGAAGAAUCGCAAGCCAAGAGAGCGCGCGCGCAGAGCGGCGCGAGCGCGCGCGCGAGCGGAGAGGCGAAUGGGGUACGCGAACAGGAUCUAGCGACGAUGUUGCACGGGGUGAUGUCGGUGAAUGAACGCGCGGAGGCGAUCAACGCGCUGUUGAGCGAGCGGAAGAUUGAAAUUUUCAAGCGCGGGGACUCGUUGGUGUACGCGCGCGUGCGAGAGGAGCGUGCGGCGAAAUUUAAGGGUUUGAGCACGGAGGACAUGCUGGUGUAUCAGAUCAUUCAACACGCCGGGAACGCGGGGAUGUGGACGAAGGAAUUGAAGCAGCGCUCGAAUCUUCCAGUACCGCAGAUCACGAAGAUCUUUAAGACGCUCGAGGCAAGGAAGUUGAUCAAGGCGGUGAAGCACGUGACGCAGCAAAACCGAAAGGUGUACAUGCUGUACGAGCUCGAGCCGAGUCGGGAGAUCACCGGGGGCGCGUGGUACACCGAAGGUACACACGAUGAUGAAUUCAUCAACGUCCUGCGCGAGCAGUGCGUGAAGUUCAUCUACUCUCGAGAUCGAGUGACCCUGAGCGAGGUGAGCGAGUUCGUGCGCUCGAGUAAGCUGAGUCACGUCGAGCUUGGCACCGACGAGGUACUGCAGAUAGUGAACACACUCGUGUUCGACGGCAAAGUGGACGAAAAUGAGGACGAAUCGCAAGAUGAUGGCAUGACGGUCGCAGACGAGGAUUUCAAGGCUGUGAAGUACUACUCCAGAGCCGCGCUGCCAGUGCCAGAUUCCAAUCCCUACACUGACAUCCCAUGCGGCGUGUGCCCGGUGAUCAACGAAUGCCGCCCUGAUGGCCUGAUCAAUCCCAUAGACUGCGAAUACAUGACAGCUUGGUUGAACUUUUAG
This is a messenger RNA of Ostreococcus tauri, 1116 nucleotides long. Its product is annotated as RNA polymerase Rpc34. The record is from RefSeq and is a predicted model, not a curated record. The coding region runs from base 1 to 1116 and encodes 371 amino acids. NCBI's taxonomy places the organism in Eukaryota, Viridiplantae, Chlorophyta, Mamiellophyceae, Mamiellales, Bathycoccaceae. Gene Ontology annotation, biological process: transcription by RNA polymerase III. Gene Ontology annotation, cellular component: RNA polymerase III complex. The transcript has a single exon.